Molecule: messenger RNA, 8547 nt
Organism: Pteropus alecto (black flying fox)
Lineage: Eukaryota; Metazoa; Chordata; Mammalia; Chiroptera; Pteropodidae
Gene: HAVCR2
Product: hepatitis A virus cellular receptor 2
Exons: 8
Coding region: 370-1248 (292 amino acids)
Source: RefSeq, a predicted model, not a curated record
UCUCUUUACUUGCUGACACUUUUCUGGUCUGACUAACACUUCUUCCUUUGAGUAUUGCUUCCUCUUUGUUAAUAGGUUAAAUAUCAGAGCCUUUGUUAAUAGGUUAAAUAUCAGAGCCCUUACAGGAUGUGUGUGGUGUAGCAUGACUGAGAACUGGGGUUUUCGUUGAUGUGACCAUAGACUUGGCAGCAUUCACAGAGGAGAGCUCGGUAGUCAGAUGCCUUCGUGUGCUGGGCUGGCACUCAGGGAAGUGGCCACCGCUGUCGUGAUUGCGGAGUAGAGACGCAGUUGCAGGAAGUAUCCAGUUCAAUUGGAGAAUUAAAGCGGCCCGUAAACAGAGCCAUUCUUUCACUUUCUUCUGCAGAACUCAUGUUUUCACAUCUUUCCUUUGACUGUGUCCUGUGGUUGCUACUACUUACAACCUUUCCAAGGAUUAACACUACUGAGGAACAUGGCUCAGAGUCUUUGAAAGGAUCGUACAUAGUUGAGGUGGGUCAGAAUGCUUAUCUGCCCUGCAGCUACGUGCCAGCCACCUCUGAGGAUCUCGUGCCUGUGUGCUGGGGCAAGGGAUCCUGUCCUGCUUUUCAAUGUUACAGUACGGUGCUCAGCACUGAUGGAAGGGACUUGAAAUAUCAGAUAUCCAGAAGAUACAAACUAAAGGGGAAUUUAUACAAAGGAGACGUGUCCUUGACCAUAGAGAAUGUGACGUUAGCCGACAGUGGGACUUAUUGCUGCCGCAUCCAGUUCUCAGGCCCAAUGAAUGAUAAAAAAUCAAACCUGCAGUUGGAAAUCAUACCAGCCAAGGUCACCCCUGCUUGGACUGCAUGGAGAGACAUUACUACAGCCUUUCCAAGGUUACUCACCACCGAGGGACAUGACUCAGAGACGCAGACAAUGGAGACCUUCGAUGAUAGAAGUCAAACACAGAUACCCACAUUGGCUAAUGAGUUACAAGAUGCUGGUGCGACCACCAGGAUAAGUGUCUACAUUGGAGCAGGGAUCUCUGCUGGGCUGACUCUGGUUCUUAUCUUUGGUGCCUUAAUUCUCAAAUGGUAUUCUCAUAAGAAAGAGAAGUUACAGAAUUCAAGCCUCAUCACUUUGGCUAACCUCCCUCCCUUAGGGUUAGCUAAUACAGUAGCAGAGGGAAUGCGCUCAGAGGAAAACAUCUAUACCAUUGAGGAGAACAUAUAUGAAAUGGAGGAUCCAUCGGAGUAUUACUGCUAUGUCAGCAGUGAGCAGCAAUCCUGACAACUUCUGAGGCUCACCAUUCUAUGUCGUCGGACCCAGCUUCAUUUUUGUGCUUAUAUUGUCUUCUCUGAAAACUAUCAAAUGUGUCAGCUGAUUGGCUUUAAGGUUCUGUCCAUGGCUCCCAAGCACUGUUUUUCCAUUUCUGAAGAUAAUUAGCUCACAAGGGAUUGAACCAUGACCUGCACUGUUCUCAGACAGGUUACAACAUUACUUUUCCCCAACCAGCAAGGUUAUUCAACUCAGAGACUGAUAAAAGGGGAAUUUCUAAUAUGGGGUCUCUGGAAUUCCAGGAAAUUUAGUCACAUGAUGUGUCCACGAAGCUCUUAAAAAUGUAGGGACGGUUAUGUAAAUAUCUUUUUUUUUUUAGUACAGAAAGUCUAGAGGGGCACUGAUUUUCAAAAAGAUAUGGGACUCAUUAAAGGAUAAGAAACGCCUGGAGUAGAACUAGAUGGUCUCGAAGGUUCCCUUUGAGUCUCAGGGUUUAUGCUUCUUUGCAUGUUGACUCUCCAGCAGUAAGUGCCACUGCACAGCUCUUUUUUGCCUGUUACGAGGACAGCCCAGCAAACCCAUGGUAUGGCAGGAGCUCCUGGGGAAAAAGGAAGCACACUCAGUGUGUGUGUUGCUGUUUUGCUCGGUGAUCACUCAAAGGGAAAUAUCUCUGAUCAACUUCUCCAUUCAUGGAGAGAACUGGAGCUGUGUUUUUCACAGAAGAAGCAGUGACUGGGACACAAAUUUGAUUUUGUGGUAGAGAGAAAAGGCAAUCUGUAUUUGUCCGCUUCAGAUUCCUUGAUGGAAAGACAGUGGUCUUUAAGCCUCAAUACAAGAAUGUAGAGACUAAAUCUGCCUUACUUAUUUGUUGCCUUCCUAAUGCCUUGCACUGCUCUCACACAUAAUAGAAUUUACUAAAUAUCUUUGGUAUGAAAACAUUAGAUAAGCAGAAAGGUAGCUUCCUGCAGUCUUUCCCAUUGGAGAGUUCAGACAGCUCUUUAACCUCACUUCUUAGAGAAUUCGCAAAUAUCCCCAGACUCCCUGUACCCUUAAGUAGGCAAAAGUGGCCUCUGCUGCUCAGCACAUUGUGCCAUCUCAGGCCCUUGGAAGUCUGCCACCCUCUUGUCUGUUUCCCUCUUUCUGCUGAGCCUCCUCAGCACACAAGGAAUCAGUCAACAAUAUGGACCUGUCACUGCCUGAAAACUGCCCUUCCCCAGGUGAUGACUAAAGUGCUACUGUGCUACGUGCAGUACAUGUUGGUCACCAACAACACAGGCAGCCUGUUUGUUUCUAGAAGUCUUUCAGGCAUUCCGAAUUAUUGUGUGAACUAUAUAGUGUUUGGGCUGCAUCUAGACAGUUUUGGGAGGCACUGGAUUUCUGUAGGGAGAUAUGUAAAGGAGAUCAUUGUGCAAAAUCGUAGGCAGUGGCUCUCAUACAAGCUGAAAAAUUAAUCGUAAAUGUAUUAAAGGUUUUGAAAUUCUAGGAGGGAUGGGACUUCAGAACACAUUUGGACCAGAUCGAUGGCCUCCUCCAAAAGAGGCUCAUCCUACAAAAACUUUUAAACUAGGGUAAGUGUGCAGGCAUUAUCAUUGCAAUGACGUUCACAGGAAAUGUUUUCUAUCAGCAGGGCAAUAGUUGAUUAUUGUGGUACAUCAGCACACUGGUGCAGUAAAAAGGAAUUCGGUGGUUUCAUCAUUGAGCCAUAUGCUAAUUUAACACAUAUUUAUUAAGUGCUUAACGUGUGCCUGGUACUUUGGUGCUGAGAACAUAGAGACCAAUAGGCAUAUCCCUGAGCCCAUAGAACUGGUGGAUCUGACAGGCUGGAGGAUUCAUUCCAUCUACUUAUUCAUUGAACACUUAUUGUCAGGUACUUUGUCAGACAGUGUAUUAGUCCCUAGGACUAUCUCAGUGAAGGAAGCAGACAAAACCCCUACUGUCACAAAGCUUAAGUUACUUGUCAGAGAAAAAUGCUAUAGCGCUAAGUUAAAAGAAAAAUAAAGUUCUCGAAUAGUAUGUCUAAUUGAUGCAAAUUUUAUCUUAUGCCUCAAAAAAAUGUGGAAGAAUAUACUCAAUAUGUUUACCCCACUGUGGCAAAUGAUCAAGAGAUGUUCACUUUUUCCUUUUAACAUGCCUUUGUAAUUGAUGAUCUCUAUUUUCUUUUGUAAUGAAAAGAUUAGAUUUAAGCAUAUAGCAAUGUUUUUCUGUCUGCCUUCCUCAUUAUAGAAAGAAAUGAAGAUGGGGACAGGUCAAGUUCAAGGUCAGGGCCAGCAAGAGAGUGUGCCAGAAAGCCAGGACUGGAACCCUGGUUUUCAGAGUAGGAGCCACUGUAAAUCAAUUAUUUAGAAUGGGGAUGAAGGCGGAAAGGAGAACGAAAAGCUCCAUAUGCCCUGGAGAUGACAAGUGGUAACUUAAUUAAAAAUAGUGUGUUAAGAUUGAAUAUGUUGUCUGUUCCUAGAAGUACCUUUGGAUUUUUUUCCCAGGCUCUACCUAAGCGACCUAUAGUCUGUGCAAAGUGGGGGCUGCUUGUCUUUUUAGACUGAAAAAAUAAGGUCUUGCUAUGUUUUAUCUAUUACUUUUGCUAGAUUUGGAAUUUCUAAGGUAGUAAUUUCAAGCUGUUCAAGCCCACAUUACAGGCAUACCUCAUUUUAUCGCAUUUUGCUUUAUUGUGCUUCAUAGGUGCUGAGGUUUUUUUAAAAAAAUAUAUUGAAGGUCCUCCACCAGCAAAAAGAUUCUGACCUGCCUUAUUUAUUUAGGUGGUCUGGAACUGAAUCUACAAUAUCUCCAAGGUAGGCCUGCUAUUGAUUUAUGCCUAUUCUCAUUAAAAUUUUAAUGUUAUUCUCAUUUAAAUUUAAGUUAAAAAAAUUAAACUGAACCAGAUUAAUUUGUCUUCAGAGUUUUUAUCAAGAAAGUCUGACUCCUGGUGAUAAGUAGAGAUGCCCUAAAACUGUAAUUGUUUAGGAUUUCCUACCAGCCUUUUCUGGGAAUCAGUUGAGAAGCCAGGAAAAGGAGAGAGAGGCAGCUGGACCAUUGGGUUGAAAGGUUCUCAAGCUACCGCGGAGUUCAGAUUUUGGCUGAUUUUCAUUGGAAACCUGUGCAAAGGAGCAGUAUGAGUCAGAAAUGUUAGUUUCAGGCUUCUAGAUCCUCUGUGUCUUUUUCUCAGUCUAUUGACUGCAAUUACGAAGGUCAUUCCAAGUGACUCAUUUACUCAUAGCAGUGAUUUUCUUUUUGGAAUUCUUGUUUAAAUUCCUUCUGCUAUAGUGUGACUCUCUUUUCUCAGAGAAAGCAGUGAGAUUUUUUUUUAAUGGUUAUUUAAGCCAUUCAUGUGUGCUGGUGUGAGACAUCUUUUUAAAUGUGCACAUUAUUUUAAUAUAGUUGUUUUGUGGGUACAUCACCUUUGAAAAAUAUUUUAUUAUAGACUUGUAGUCUAUAUUUGCUUCACGCUUUAUGAUAAGUUGGUAUGUUUCCUUUGAAAUUUCCACAUUUUGUAUUUCUGCUUUUAAACCUAGUUCACGUAAAAUAGAAAUAUUUUACAUUCCAAUGCAAUGUUUAUUUUCUUUUUGCCAGCUCUGAAGUAUCCAUAUAUCUAUAUAUCUGUAUCUAGUCUGCUUUUAAUUUUAUUGUCCACAGUUUUACUUAUGAUUACUAUUCAAUUUUGUACUAAAUUUAGUUCUUGUUCAGAAAACACUCAAGUUGAAAUUAACUACUGUAGAAAUGUAGGUGGAGGUUGUCUCACAGUUUUGUUCUACUGAUAUUAUAGAUUUCUGGAUUAUUUUUCUUUAUCCAAAAGUUCACCACUAGAUCUUAGGAAAAAAUCUCUUGACCUUAGUACCGGCUAAAUCUGAGAGUUGAAGUAAGGAUCCAGUGAUGAGGGGCCUUUAAAAUCUGCCAGCUGCCCAGGCCUAAGUAACAUUCUCAGUAAUGUUCUCAGAAGAGCUGUUCUUGGUUCUCUCAGGCAACCCUCCUCCCACAAAAAUUUCUGCUACACAAAUAGCAACCAAAUAGUUUCUAAUCACCAUGGGAGAAAAUAGUUAUCUGACUUGAUGGAAUUUCAGAUAAAAACUAAGAAAUGUGACAUUUAACUAUACUAGUAGCUAUUUUAUUUCAAGCAAAUGUCCUUAUAAGGGACACUGUAUGGAGCAGAGAGUUUGGAGCCAUUUGCCUUACAGUAUAUUGAGACUCUGAAUAACAAUCUCUAUUUAAGCAGGGGACACAACUUGUUAAAUUGCUUGUGUCCUUAAUGCUGUCUUUUUUAACUUUUAAUUUUGGAAUAAUUUGAGAUUUACAGAGACUCGUAACAAUGAUACGGGAGUUUCUGUAUUCACCAGUUUCCCACAAUGUUAACAGUUUGCAUAACCAGGGUACAUUUGUCAAAACUAAGACAUUAACAGUGAUAUGACAUUUUCUAAACUAUAGGCUUUGCUUAGAUUCCUAUUAUUGGUUUUUAAAUUUUUUAAUUAAAUAUUCUUUGAAAAAUAUAGUAGCGUUUGGUUAAAGGUGAAAGUCCCCAUUCCCUGUCCUCCUCAUCAAACCUUCUCCCCAAUUCCACUCCCCAGGAAUAAUCAGUGUUAUUGCUUUAUUCUUCUAGACUAGCACUGUCCAGUAAAGUUACAAUGAGAGCUAUAUAGGUAAUUAUAAAUUUUCUACUAGCGACAUUCAAAAAAGUAAAAAAGAAACAGGUGAAAUUAAUUUUAAGAAUAUAUUUAACUCAACCAUCUAAAGUACUAUUAUUUCAAUGUAGAGUAAAUAUAAACAUCAUUAAUGAGUUUAUUUAUUUUUUUAUUGUAAGUCAUCAAAAUUCAGUAUUUUAUAUUUAGAGCACAUCUCAAUUCUGACUGGUCAUAUUUUAAGUGCCUAGUAGCCACAUGUGGCUAGUGGCUGUAGUAUUCGCAUAGUUCUAGAACAUUCUCUGUUCUCUCUCAUACAUACAUAUAGUAACUUACUUUUUACCCAUUGUUUAUAGAAGGCCAUGGGUCCGUAUCAGAAUACACGGGACAACAGCCUUUAUUUAGAUAGCUAUGUAGUAUUAAGUAGAACAAAUGUGCAUAAUCUAUUAAAUCACUUCCCCAUGCAUAGAUAUUUAUUCCUCUCCCCCCCAUUUCAAAUAAGGCUGCAAGGACAAUCCUUUUUUAGAAAACCUAUGUGCACUUGUGUGUACUUCCAAAGUAUAAGUUCUAGAUAAGGAAUCCCUGUGUCGAAGUAAAAUUACAAUGAGAGCUAUAUAGGUAAUUACAAAUUUUCAUGAAGUAGUAUGACUUAUAGAAUAAUGAUUUAUUUUAAAACAUAUAUACCAGUCAUUGUAUUGCUAAAUGUAUACUAUUUUACUCAAGCAAUCAUUUCAGAAAACUAUUCUAGCAAUGUUUCUUUCACUCAAAAUAAUUCGCCUUUGUUUUCUGAAAUUUGACUUAAGAACCAUUUUAUGCUAAAAUACCUAGGUCAAAUGACUCUCAUAGGCCUUAUUUGUUUUUAGUCAUAGUUAUUAUUUAUUCACUUAUUUAUUUCCUCCAUCCCUUCCUCCUUUCAUUCCUUCCAUCCACCAGCCACCCAUCCAUUUAUCUACCCACUCAUUCAUUCAUCCACUUUUUCAUCCAUCCAUCCACAUCCAUCGAAAAUAUAGCUUCCUACUUGGUAUCCCCCUAUUCCACUUUUGCUCUCCUAAUAGUUCAUUCUCCUCAUACAGAAGUUUAAGUGUUUUCCUUUUCUUUUUUAAAAUCAUCAACCAGAUUCAAUUACUCUGUUAUUUAACACCUUUCAACAGCUUCCAAUGGGACUGGAUUUCUGCUGACCUCAUCAGCCUCUCCCGAUUCUCUAUGCCACAUUGGUCUCCUUUCUGCUUCUAGAACAGAUCAAGUUCUUUCUGGUUUUAGCGUUUUUUUUUCAGUGGAGUUGUUUACCUGUGGAAUAUUUCCGUUAGACUGUUUGCAGAGCUUCCUCUUUCACAUCUUUGAGUUUCCAGCUUAGAUGUCAACUGAGAGCUUUCCCAAUGCAAUGAGAAAAGACCAACCUGCCCAUCUCUAGUCCAGUUUAUUUCCUACAUAAUUUAUUCAAAUCUGAAAUUCUCUAACUUUUUAAUUUUGUGUGGUGUGUGUGUGUGUGUGUGUGUGUGUGUGUGUGUGUGUGUGAGUGAUUUGUCUUCCUCGAGCCUCAACUAGACAGUAAACUCUAUCAUUCAUCUUAUACCCCAGGGGCCUAGUAAAAUAACUGACUUGUAGUGGAUGCUAAAUAAGCAUUUGUAGACUGAUUGAGUCAAUGAUAUAUACCUACUAUAUUGUAAACUCAAGCUAUGAUACAAGUGCCACAGAUAGAAGAUUCGUAUAUUCAAGGAAGUCAGAGUCUAUCAAGGCAGCCCAAUAUCCAAGCAAACAAUUAUAAUAAAAGUUAAUAAGCAUUAGCAGACCUGCAUACUAGAUUCUAAAUGAAACAGAAAAGCCUUUGUUUCUUUUUGGUGAUGUCUUCAUUUUUUUUUUUUUCUUAUUCUUGUAAAUGUUAAUCCUUGUCUUUACCACUUUCUUAAUUUAACAUCCAUAUAAUACCAAGUGAAUGUCAUAGAAUAAGGAUGGCCUGUUACACAGCAGAUGCUCAAUAAAUAUUAACUGGGUAAAUGCAUGAAGUGAUACAGGUGACAUAGAUUCUAACAGCAGACACCUAAAUAAAUAUAUAGUGACCUGAUAUAUUUUCUACUUUGUAGAAAAGCAUGCUUUGUAGUAUAAGUGCUUAUAUGUUAAUUCAAGCAUUAUUUCAUGAUCUUCUGUCUUUCUUGGUAAUUGGUAGUGUCUGAAUGUAGCUUUAGUUAAUUUAAGUUGCUUUCUUUUCCCUCUAUCUGGGAUAAAGAAAUGAUGGUUAUAAUUAAUUUGCAAAAAAUAUCUUAUGUAAAUGUAAAAGAAUUCCACUUUUGUAAGAACACACAGUUUGGGGGUUUGCUUGGGUUCCUGUGUGUGUGUGUGUGUGUGUGUGUGUGUGUGUGUGUAUGUGUUAAAACGUUUUACAUAUAUUAUAUGAGUAGUACAUUUGUAAAUUCUUAUUGUAAAAACUCAGCUGAUACCUAAAUAACUUUAAACUAAAAGACACCCCUGUCUCAGCUUGCUUUCUUAUCACAGAGUACAGACACUGAACAGUCUCAGACACUAACAGUAGUUAGUCACACAUGCCUUUCCUAUGACUUUUCCAUAUGAUAUAUAUGUAUAUGUUGUCAUUUGGUUACAGCAUUUUUACAAAAAUAGGUUUCUAUGAAAUAUAUUUGUAUGAAUAGUUUUUUCACUUGAUAUUUUUUAGAAACAGUUCCAUACAAGUGUCCCAAUAAAAUGUCACAUUCUU